UGUUGCUAAUUCCGUUCUUUGCAGGGAAGCCGAAGGCUGGGCCGUGCUCCGGAGGGAUGAGCCGAUGAGCAGUAGGACCCAGGAGGCAGCUGCUGUAGUUUUGCUCAUAACAGUGACAACACCGAGCUGUUUCGGAGAGUAUGGGCUGGUUAUGGCUGCAUUCUGUCUGCAGAGAUCCCUCACAUUAAACAGCACCCGGAUGGCCGGGAUAAGCCUGGGAAUAUAAGCGGACCCCCUAGAGAAGCGGCUGAUGCAGGCAGGACACUCCACAGAUCAAGGAUUACAAGGAACCUUCGUCUAAAUGGGUCCAGUGAUGCCUCCCAGUAAGAAGCCGGAGGGGACGGGAAUCAGCGUUUCCAGCCAGUGUUUCCGGAGUAGCACAUUAUCGAAUCCGCUUCAGGAUGACGACGACUUAGACUUCUCUCCCCCGCCUGUAAAGACUAAUAAGGAGAAAGGCGGCAUGGAGGACGAGGAGCUAACAAAUUUGAACUGGCUCCACGAGAGCAAAAACUUGCUGAAAAGUUUUGGGGACUCUGUGUUACGGAGUGUCAGUCCCGUUCAGGACAUCGACGAUGACACUCCACCCUCCCCCGCCCAGUCAGACAUGCCCUACGAUGCCAAGCAGAACCCCAACUGUAAGCCCCCCUACUCCUUCAGCUGUCUCAUAUUUAUGGCUAUCGAGGAUUCUCCCACCAAGAGACUUCCUGUGAAGGAUAUUUACAAUUGGAUUCUGGAACACUUCCCUUACUUUGCCAAUGCCCCCACGGGCUGGAAGAACUCAGUGCGACACAACCUGUCCUUAAAUAAAUGCUUCAAGAAAGUGGAUAAGGACAGAAGUCAGAGCAUUGGUAAAGGAUCCUUGUGGUGUAUAGACCCUGAAUACCGGCAGAACUUGAUACAAGCCUUGAAAAAGACGCCCUACCACCCAUACUCCCAUGUUUUCAACACACCCCCCACCUCUCCUCAGGCCUAUCAAAGCACAUCGGUCCCUCCUCUGUGGCCCGGAAGCAACUUCUUCAAGAAAAAUGGAGCUUUGCUUCAAGAUCCCGACAUCGCCGCUGCCAGCGCCAUGAUGCUAUUGAAUUCUCCACAUGAUUUACACGCAGGUUUUUCCCCUGGAGUGAUACAAAAUGGAGCCCGCGUCCUCAGCAGAGGGAUCUUCCAGGGCGUCAGACCUUUACCAAUCAACCCUAUUGGAAGUAUGGCUGCUGCUGUAAGGAAUGGGAUCGGAAACUGCCGCAUGAGGACGGAGAGCGAGCCGUCGUGUGACUCCCCGGUAGUCAGCAGUGACCCCAAAGAGGACCACAAUUACAGCAGCGCCAAAUCUGCCAUCAAAAGAAGCUCAUCCCCUGCCAGCGACUCCGUCUCGUCCUCCUCCGCCGACGACCAUUAUGAGUUCGCCGCCAAAGUCUGCCGGGACGGCUGUGACAUCAGCUUCCAGAGCCACGAGAGCUUCAGCGAGACAGAGGAAGAUGACAAAAAACAGGUAAAGAAAGAGCCCAAGGAUUCUUUUGGGGACAGCGGCUACUCCUCCCAACACAAGAAAAAGCAGCACCUGCUGAAAUUGCGACGGAUCCCCAGCGACGCCCUGCCCCUGAAAAAGAGACGCACAGAAAAACCGCCCGAGAGCGACGACGAGGAGAUGAAAGAGGCGGCCGGCUCUCUCUUACACUUGGCGGGAAUCCGGUCUUGUUUGAAUAACAUCACCAAUCGGACGGCCAAAGGGCAGAAAGACAAGGAAACGACGAAAAACUAGAGGAAAAUCCGAUUUUGGUGAACUUUGGACCGUUUCCUUACGCACGUCAGGAAUUUUAACAAUUUUGUGGCAAUAUCAACCAUAUUUUUCUUUUUCCCUUAUUUUUAAUUUUAUUUUUGGGGGUGGGGUGGGUUCCCUUAUAGUGUUUUAUUUUUUAAAGGAUAUUGAAGCCAUAGAACUCAGCCAACUUACAAACGCUUUUCAUUUACCGAAAAGGAAUAAAAAAAAUGUCAAAUACCAAAAUUUUACAGUCACAGUCGCCAACCAAGCAGGCGGUGACAAAACAAAAAAAAUCACAACCCCCAAGAUGGAAAUUGGUGCUCCGACCCUCUGGGGGGCUUAGGACGCAGGGUGCUGUUCCCGGAUCCCGCAGCCUUCCUUUUUAUCUUCCUCCGGCGGUGCCCACGGUUCUACAGCAGAUUCGGUAACAACUUCGCCGCUGCCGCCAAGCCUUCUGUGCCAUAGAUCUGACCCGUAACCUUCUCCCUUUUUUUUUCGUCGUCCCCCACCCGGAUGCAAAGAAAAGGAAAAAUAAAAAAUCAUGGAGUCCUACAGUGUUGCCAAUUGCUAUUGUAUUCAAAUUAUCACAAUUUAAUCCUUUCCGGAUUAACCCGUUCUCUCCCGGACGGAAUGCUGCCAAUCGGCGACAAAGCUAAGGAAACCGCAUACAGACGACUGCCAGAACGACGCGGAUCACCCCCCCCCCCCCCUCUUCCGGCUGAUGGAAACGAAAAAAAACAAACUACAAAGCGCUACGGAACCUGCCGCCAGUAUUCAGCUGCCACGAAGCGCCUAGAAUCAGGUCGACCACCAGAAACCACAAUCGUUUCACACACAGGUGCAUGGAUCUCAUGACAAGAAACAAGUUCUGGGGCUUUAUUUUACUUUUUUGUUUUUUGUUUUUUUUUCCAGAGACGAGCGCCGUUCUUGUAAGGUAAAUCUGUAUUUAGCAUGACGCAUGGAUUAUUUUCAUAUAAAUAGAGAAAAAAAAAAAGGCAACGCCUCUAAUGUUAGGCCCAGGGCCUGGACUUCAGUUACCCCUGCCCCUGUUAUUUUUUAUCAGAUUUUUUUGGAAGCAGGUUUCUAAGGUCUAACCUUCUUCAGGGACACACAUUUGACUGUUGGGGAACUUCUUCUCUCUGCAAUAUAAUAAUAAUUACAGCUCAUCCUCUCGUCGGGCUCGGAUCUGCCUUGUCUUUAUAUUCAGCCCAACGUACAACCCUACUGUGCUUCUCUGUUAUAUAGAAAAAAGAGUUUAUGUCCUUUAUGUCUUAUCGGAUAACAUAAGGCAAUAAUAUGUUGGUAAACUGGGCAAUGACGGCGGCUGGCGGGGUGCUACAAGCUUUACUGGUUCAGAGAGUUCUGCUCCUGCGGGUCGUCACGUGCGUCUUCUGCUCACCUUCAUGACGUCCUCAGGCUUUAGGUCUAUGGUUCCUGCAAACACAAAACCCUCAGUGUGCGACAGUACUUCCCGAUAUACACGGCUUGAGCCUACAGUCGUUUGGUUUUUUGUUUUGUUUUUUGACCCCCAUUUUGCAGAACAGGUUCAGAUAUUGGGGGCCCAAUGCAAUCUGUGGCCAUAGUUUCUGCUGUGUUCAAUUCUCCGCUCCUGAUCUGCUCUUUCGUUCAAGUGCCAUUAAUCACGAACCAGAACACAUUAUACGUGUGGCUCACUGCCUUUACGUCACGCUGCUAACAUGUGCAAUACAUCACACCUGCACUAGGGGGAGCACUUCUGUAUGUGUACAUGGGGUACAGGGGUGACUUUUAGUGCUUAAUGGGACCCAGUAAUUGCGGCAACCCUGCCAAACGCUGUAACCGAUGAGACAGCUUCCUGCCUCGAAACGCUUACCCUGAUUGGCUGAAUUGAAGUGAAAUUCUGCAGAUCAUAUUUUAGACCUGGUGAAAUGUGAACAGCUUCAGAUGGCGGCCGCUCUCCUGCAUCUUAAAAGCACUUAA
Bufo bufo (common toad) is the source of this 3715-nucleotide messenger RNA. RefSeq names its product forkhead box N3 (gene FOXN3). Gene Ontology annotation, cellular component: nucleus. NCBI's taxonomy places the organism in Eukaryota, Metazoa, Chordata, Amphibia, Anura, Bufonidae. The transcript has 7 exons. The record is from RefSeq and is a predicted model, not a curated record. Gene Ontology annotation, biological process: regulation of DNA-templated transcription. Gene Ontology annotation, molecular function: DNA-binding transcription factor activity; cis-regulatory region sequence-specific DNA binding. The coding region runs from base 302 to 1756 and encodes 484 amino acids.